GGGAAAGGGUGACGCGUGACGUUGCGCGACGGUACCUACGCCCAGGCCGGCUCUUUACCAAGCGAUCAGUCGGUUCUCGUCCUUGCCGGAUGACACCGGUCGACACGCGGGCGUUCGGCCGAAACUUAAUCGUAAGUUUUGCGCGCCACCGCGAGUCGGCGCCACGCACGAGACUCCUUUUCUCCGCGGAUACGUGGAGAAACAUGCAGCUCAUGAGAUGGAGCAUCACGCGCCGCCUCGAGUGCAGGGGGAUCAAACAGGGGACAUCCAGGCUAUCGUGCCCCCGAUUUUCCGGAGAGGAAAAUGAUUUUACGUCGGAUGGAGAAGAGAGUGGCGGUGCAGGAGCUGGCGGAGACGAAGCCGUGGACCUCACGGCUGCCAGGUCUCAUCAAGACGAGGAUGACAAGGAUCAGGAAGACGUUUUGGAGGAGGAUGAGGAGGAAGGCGUGGACGAGCAGGACGAUCAAGAGGACGACGAGGAAGGAUCGAGGAAGCAAAUGCAUCAUAGGCAGGAUGCUGAGAAUAACAAUAAUUUCGUGGAAGGUGGGACACCGGCCGGCUUAUUCCCACCGGCUGGAACUAGUCACGUCACCUUGGAAGCCCUUCAGAACACGAAAGUGGCGGUCGCUCAGUUCGCAGCGACAGCGUUGGCCGGUGGCGCGGACACCGAGGCUGCUCUCCAAGAUUUGGCGCUGCUGCAAAGCACCCUGUACACCCUGCAGCAUCAACAAGUGUUCCAGUUGCAGUUGAUCAGUCAACUCCAGCAGCAACUCUCCAUAACGCAUAAUCAAACGGUGCAACAGCAAGCACCGGGCGAGCCGUCGGACAGCAAAGAGAUAUCACCUUCGCCGAUCAUUCAGCCCAAACCUUUAUCGAGCCUUACUUCGCCUCCCUCGUCGCGCCCGCCGAGCCACCAGCAAACCUCGCCAGCUCCGAUGACGCCCAACCUCGCCCAGGAACGGCCCACACCGACCAGCAGCGCGUCCCCGUUGAACCUUCCCCUGGCUUCGACGAACGCGACAGGCACGACCGCGACCACCAGCACCAGCAGCCAGGUGCCUAUGUCUCAUCAGAUUCCGCCUCUCUGCUCGAUCAGUUCUUCCUUAGCUUCGUCGAUAAUAACCAACACCGAUCCCCCACCGUUGCACGAGCCGAAUACCCUGGAGAUGCUGCAGAAGAGAGCCCAGGAAAUGCCGCCCCUGUACAGAUCGCCGGUUGUUGCUCAUCGGGACGAUCAGGACGUGCCGGAGAACUUGAGUAAACCCGUUACCACUGCCCCGACCACGUCCCCACAUUCCCCCGCGGUUGUGUCCAACUCUCGUCAUUCCUUUCACGACAAUCACCUCCACCAUCAUCACCACCAUCACCAACAACAACAACAACAACAACAACAACAACAACAUCAUCAUCAACAACAACAACAUCAUCAACAACAACAACAACAACAACAACAGCAACAAAAGCAGCAACAACUCGAGCAAAGGGACGAGAUCAAGCUCGAGCACCGAUCGCCUAUGCAGGACCAGUAUCAACACCAACGGCCCACGAGUCACGAGCCCACCGAGAGGAUAACGCCUAAGAAAGAGCCGGAGGAGGCCGAGGAGCCGACGGAGGAGGAUAGCGAGGAUUUCGAAGAGACGACCAGACGGUAUUUGAAUUCACCCCAAUCCUCUGUCAAUCCACCCUCUCAACCGCAGACUUACGAAGACUGUAGCAUGGACAGUAAGAUGAGCGGCCGACUCGAAGGUGACGCCGACAUGGAGGUCGACGAGGAGAUCGAGGAACAGCCCGAAAAUUUGUCCGGUCGGGGAACGAUUAAUCGUUUGCCGCAACACAUUGUCGCGUAUCCCGGGGCAUCCCCCGCGAGCAGUAGCGCGAGCAGCGGUAGCCUUCAAACAUCCUUCGCGGGGAUUCUGUUCCCAGGGCCGCCCGCGCAUCACCAAAUACCGCACCAUCCAGCCCCAACUACGGUAAACACGUCCGCCGUCAAUACGAACGAGAUGAUCGACCCGGCCAAGGAUCCAGCCAUCUAUUCCAGCCUGUUGCCACGGCCGGGCAGCAACGACAACUCGUGGGAAAGUUUGAUCGAGAUCACCAAGACCUCGGAAACGUCCAAGUUGCAGCAACUGGUGGACAACAUCGAGCACAAAUUGACCGAUCCGAACCAGUGCGUGAUUUCANGAGUCUUGUCCUGCAAAAGCGCGUUGCAGAUGCAUUACAGGACCCACACGGGCGAGCGGCCGUUCAAGUGCAAGAUCUGCGGCCGGGCGUUCACCACAAAGGGUAACUUGAAGACUCACAUGGGCGUGCACAGGGCGAAGCCGCCGCUCAGGGUGUUGCAUCAGUGCCCCGUUUGCCACAAGAAAUUCACGAACGCGCUGGUGUUGCAGCAACACAUACGGCUGCACACCGGCGAGCCGACGGAGCUCAGCCCGGAGCAGAUUCAAGCCGGCGAGGUGAACGAGUUCCCGCCCGGCUAUCCGCACCACCCGCUGGCAUCCUUCCUCCCGCAGGGCUUUCCACCCAUUCACCCUGCCGGAGCCGGCUUCCCCUUGAGUUUCCCCCCGACCCGGCAACAGGCGUUGGAAAGACAGGCUCAGGAGAACGAUGUGGACGGGAAGGACGAGCCGCAGCAUCAGCAUCAGCAUCAGCAUCAGCACCAGCACCAACACCAGCAUCAACACCAGCAUCAACACCAGCAUCAGCAUCAGCAUCAGCAUCAGCAUCAGCUUCAGCUUCAACAUCAGNNNCAACAGCAGCAACAGCAGAGGUACACGGGCGAGGAACACAGCGAGGAAGCGGAUGAUCAGGAUGACGAGGAGGAUGAUCGUAGGGAGGAAGACGAGAGGUGUGCCAUGAAUCGCGAUGGUCGUGGCGACGUGGAGGACGAGCAGGAUCGCGAGAGCGAGGAUAACGAGCACAAAGAGAUCUCUUUACCGAGUUUCUCCACUUCUUUAGCAGCUCUGGAGAACCAAGUUCGAACGAUCACAACGACGGCCACGUCGACGGCAGGGAAUAUGGCCAGGUCGCCCCCGUUUCACCGGUACAACGGGAGCGAGAAGAGCAACAGCCCGAUGAAUUCGGGGGCCCCGUUGGACUUGACACCCCGGGCAUCGUCCACUCCCGCUUCGGUGGCUUCCGUGCCAACGCCACCUCCGCAAACCACGACCCAACACCCGCACCCGUUCGGCAUGUUCGCAGGCCUGCUGCAAGCGGUCUCAUCGUCGCCGUCUACCAGCAGCAUCGGUUCGUCGAGCAUAAACAGCGUGAGCUCGAUGAACGCCGUGACUCCUGGAAGCGGCGCCGCCGGACCCUUGGCUUCCCUGACCACGUCAGCCGUGUUGGCUGCCACGUCGACCUACAACCCGCUCGGCCUGGCUGUCGGAGGGCCAGCAGUGCGUGGAAACACCACAUGUAAUAUCUGCUACAAGACAUUUGCGUGCAACUCCGCGCUGGAGAUCCAUUACCGGAGCCAUACGAAGGAACGACCUUUCAAAUGCACCAUAUGCGACAGAGGAUUUUCGACCAAGAACGAUGGUUCCGGGCAGCAAGCAUGCGUCUGUGCGUCUCAACCGUUGCCCGCUAACAGUUCGAUCACUUCACCCGAUCCUCAAUUCGGAUCACCGUGGGGGCGGGGGCUUACGCCUGUCUAUCCUGCCAUCCGCCUACCCCCGCUGAUGUCGCCCGCCCUCGGACUUCUACCCUCGGCGCACAGCCUCCUGGGGAACAUGAAGCAGCACAUGCUGACCCACAAGAUCCGGGACAUGCCGCCCCAUCUGUUCAGCGACUCGAAGCAACAGCAACAGCAGCAGCAGCAACAACAACAGCAGCAACAUCAGCAACAGUCUCAGGAGCACGAGACCUCGAGAAGUCCUAUGUGCGCCGAGGACUCGAGCUUACCGCCGCCUCCGCCGCCUCCGCCACCUCCUCCCCCGAUGCCUCCUACCUCGAUAGAGCAGAGCAUCGCCGUGAAGAGAUCUCCGCCCGAGGGAGAGCUGCCAGCGCCAAAGAGACCAGCCAGCGUGCCGAGCAAACACUUGUGCCAGAUUUGCAAUAAGAAUUUCUCCUCAUCUUCGGCGCUCCAGAUCCAUAUGAGAACUCACACGGGCGACAAACCGUUCCGAUGCACCGUCUGCCAGAAGGCCUUCACCACCAAGGGCAAUCUCAAGGUGCACAUGGGCACGCAUAUGUGGACCAACGGGGCUUCCCGACGAGGCCGUCGAAUGUCCCUGGAUCUGCCUCCCCUACCCAUCACCCCCAAGGACUCGGAGUUCCUCCAGCGACGGCCGGAUCUUUUCUAUCCCUAUCUACCCGCGCCAUUCCUUAACGGAGUACAGCAGAAACUGAACGAGAUCUCGGUGAUACAGAGUAACAACGGGUUACCGAGCCACUCGGUGGCCGCAGGCAAAUACGCGGGAUUGUUCGGCUCUGUGUACGCUGCUGGCGCCGGAUUCCCACUGGACAAGCAGCCAAUGGCGGCGUCCAGCAACGGGCCGUCGUUGCUCGACGGCAAAUCCUCCAUUCCAUCCGGAUCCAUGCUCUUCCAGACACCGUCGCCCUCCCACUCGCCCGGCACGCCAGGCUCCAACGGGAGCAAUCAGAACAGCGCCAACGUGUCCUCGUGGACGGGUGACGCUCUUCAGCACCAGCUCUUCGACCGAGAACCGCCCGCCAGGUCGGAAGGAAACUCGACACCGCCAUCCGCUCGACUUCCGCCACCCCCCGCGGCCAGGGGUGAGGGACUGGCCACGUGAACCUCGUUAAACACCACCGAUAACGCAUACCCUUCUUUCUCGAGGCUUCACGUUUUCGGCGAUUGAACUCCGUCCUGGCUGUUACAGACGAGACAUAAGUAGAGAGAGAAAGAGAGAAAGAGAGAUAGAGAGAAUGUGUGUGUGUGAGAGAGAGAGAGAGAAAGAAAGAGAGAAA
Molecule: messenger RNA, 4929 nt
Organism: Apis dorsata (giant honeybee)
Lineage: Eukaryota; Metazoa; Arthropoda; Insecta; Hymenoptera; Apidae
Gene: salm
Product: homeotic protein spalt-major-like
Biological process (GO): regulation of transcription by RNA polymerase II
Cellular component (GO): nucleus
Molecular function (GO): DNA-binding transcription factor activity, RNA polymerase II-specific; RNA polymerase II cis-regulatory region sequence-specific DNA binding
Source: RefSeq, a predicted model, not a curated record